Cheilinus undulatus (humphead wrasse) is the source of this 4331-nucleotide messenger RNA. RefSeq names its product tsukushi small leucine rich proteoglycan homolog (Xenopus laevis) (gene tsku). The transcript has 4 exons. Gene Ontology annotation, molecular function: protein binding. The record is from RefSeq and is a predicted model, not a curated record. Lineage: Eukaryota; Metazoa; Chordata; Actinopteri; Labriformes; Labridae. The coding region runs from base 643 to 1692 and encodes 349 amino acids.
ACGCCGAAGGACUUUCUGGGAUGGGAUGACGAGAGUGCCCCAGUGUUUCCAGUUUGUGACAGUCUCUAUUGGUCAGCUCCAGUCUUACAGGGACCAACAAGACUGAUGUAGAACAACAACAGCAGAAGAAGAAAGAAUCCGACACAAGAAGGAAAAGUAGAAAUAGUAGAAGAAGAAGAAACGCCGCGGAGGUCUGCUGGAAAAAUGGGAGCGGUGAAGUGAAAAACGACCGAAAAGCGAAAUGUCUGGAUGAAAAGCACCAAAGGAAGUUUCAGAAACGCAGCAGACCAGCGGAGCUCAGCGGUCAGAUCAGAUUUCACGUUUUCCUCACAAACCGCCCCUGGUGUCCGUACUGAGCUGACCACCCUCCUGUGUGAUUUCACCGCUGGUUAUUCAGACAGAGAAACGAACUUAACGUGGAGUGGGAGCUCCUGUGAAUGAUGCGCGCAGAGGUGACAUGUGGAGCGGUGAUUGACAGCUGGAAGGGGCGGGUCUGACUGAAGCUUUCAUUCAGGUUCAGCGGAGUGAGUCAAAGGACACAUGAUUGUUUGAUUUAACAUCAUAUAUCAGAAAGGCUCUCAUGUCUCUGGGUUGACACGUACAGCUGGGGGAAAUCUGGUCUGCAGAGGUGCCCGAGCGGGCAUGAUGGCACUGCUCCUUUGGCUCGGCCUAUCGCUGCUGGCCUCCGUCCAGUCCAGCGCCGUGAAGAACUGCCACCCUGGCUGCCGCUGUGAGGUAGAAAGCUUUGGCCUUUUCGACAGCUUCAGCCUGACUCGGGUGGACUGUAGAGGACUGGGACCCAGCAUCACGAUGCCAAUCUCCAUCCCUCUGGACACUUCCCACCUCGACCUGUCCUCCAAUUCUAUGGGCCCACUCAGUGACACCAUGUUGGCUGGUCCAGGCUACACCACCCUUGUAAGCCUGGACCUAAGCAGCAACCAAAUAACAAAGGUAAGCCCCAGUGCUUUGUCCAAGCUGCGUUACCUGGAGACUCUGGAUCUGAGCCACAACAACCUGGAGAGCCUCUCCCCAAGCUGUUUCUCUGGCCUCCCGCUGGCUGAAGUCGACCUCAGCCAUAACAAUUUCCAAAUGUUCGACAUGGACGUAUUCAUGACGAAAGUUAACGGUGAACCUGUCAGUGUGGAUCUGUCCCAUAACCAGCUCGUGUCAGUCUCUAUGACCUUGCAUGGACGAGUACUACACAUUCAAAGUUUAAACCUGUCAUCAAACCGGCUGUUGAGCGUACCAAAGCUGGCAGGACUUCCUCUGAGGUACCUAAACCUGGAUGGUAACCCCAUUACCCACAUUAAAGAAGGAGCAUUUACUCAACUUAAAGAUCUGGUGUAUCUGUCCAUCAGUGGCCUCCAGGAGCUCCAGGAAAUUGAGCCACACAGCUUUAAAGGCCUUCAGAGCCUGCAGAUCCUGGAUCUCUCAAACAACCCCAAACUCAAGACUCUGAGCACUGCAGUUUUUAGUGGACUAGUCUCCCUUCAAGAGCUGAAUUUAUCUGGCUCUGGGGUGACAUCCUUGCCAAAUAACAUGCUGACCCACCUGCCCAGUAUUAAGAGUAUUACUCUGGGACAAAACAUCCAGUGCUGGAGGACCCAGAAACAGGGCCAGUUUCACCGGCAGCUGGGUCAGGUCCAGCACAACGAGGUGCUGAGCUGUAACAUGGAGGGUGUGGUGUUAUAAGACAGUGCCUUUACAAGUGGACCAGUCCUCUAAAGGGCCAGUAUACUCAGUCAGAAGUGCUUUUAGAUAAUCAGCCUCACAAUUCCCUACUAAAGCAUACUUUUCUUAUUUUUUUCAACUUUUCAACAGAACUACACGUCACAUAACGGAGCAGAGUGCAACACCAAGAUGCUCUUACACAAUAUUGCCUUCCUCUUUGCAGUGACAGCCAGCUUUUAGUGUUUGAAAGAGCCAUAUAAACACUUUAUAGUGGUUAGACAACACAUGCAACAAGGUUUCUAUUUGUGCCUUAUCUGCUUUUACUUGCAAAACUCUCUCUGUGUUGCCCUGACCUGACCACAUACUCUACGUUCCAAGGUGGAACUGGAAUACGUCUUAAAAGCUUAAUGUUGCCUUACUAAAGCCUCCACACUAAUGUCAGAAAUCCUAAAACUUUUCAAGCCUUUUACAUAACACAAAAGAAUGAUCUUAAGUGGUAGAAAAUCUCUUAUCAGUCCAUAACUUAAAGUAGCAGUAACAGGUUAUAUGCUUCAUUCAAAGUGGGACCACGUUAAGUUUUAUUUGCACUUAUUUCAGUCGAGGUGUUUUUUAAUGAUGCACUUAAACAUGGCCUUAAUGUCAUAUACAUUUCUAUGCAUUGUUGAUAAUACUCACACUGAAGACUGUUGACCACUAAUGUGUUUCAUUUGACUUUGAAUGUGAUGCUUUAUUGAAAUCUUUGACAGGAUAGUUUCAUAAGAAUUUUUUAAGUGUUAGAGAUUGAUACCUCUCCAAGAUCUGUUUACCCUGUAUGCAGCUGCAGCUGAUUGCUUAAAAAGUAGCAAAACCCCAAAGUUUUGUCUUCAAACAAUGUCAACAAACCGUCAUGGGCAGGGCUGAGAGGUGGCAAAGAAAAUAUAAGCCCACUAAUUUCUGCAUGCCAUCAUCAUCAGGCCAACAUCACCCAGUCUGCUGUUUUUUUAGAUUAGCCAUAAUGUCGUAACCGGUCAAGGUAGACCUACACAAGUUAAACAAAGUCAUAUGCUCCCAUUAGAGACAAGCUUCUUCUCAGAGAUGCUCCAGUUGUAAUGAUUAGGACCAGUGCUAAUGUUUAAAAUAACAAUUUAAACCAUCUGAUAUCAGUGUUUUUAAAAUACUUCUUUUGGUGUAACACUUCUACAUGUCCUGACUGGACUUGAUCCAAGUGAGCAUCAGCUACAAAAUCCGCUUGAUUACAUGGAUUCAUAUUGCAGUAUCCUGACGGCACUGCAAUGUAAAGUAGCAUUCCUGUCGCCCCGUUUCUUUUCCGUCUCUUGUGUUGAGACGGGCAAGGAACAAAAAAACAUGGCACAAUGAGGGUCAGAUGGAACAUUUCCUUGAUCAUCCCUCACUUUCCUGGCUCUAAAGAGCUUGUUUUACAAGUUAGAGAUAUCUGCGUAUUAAUAGCAUCCAUAUCUGUGUUUGAAAUGUAUUGUGCUCUGACAUGUGUCACCAUGGAGACAAGCUUCAGUGUUCACUGCCUGUGUAUUUUUUACAAGGAAAUUCAAAAGGCAGAGAAAUAAAUAUUCAGUAGAUCCUGUGUGGACAGGGAUGCUUGAGUGGAGUUGGGACUUGGUGUAAAAUUUGGCCUUAAAAUCAGAUCAGUUUGACUAACAGGUCACUUUUCUGCAGGAAUACAGAUGAAAAAGCAGAAACAUGCAUCUCAGUCAGCAUCCAUACAGGUAUCAAACAUAGAGCAUAAAUUAGACUUUUAUGUUGCAGAAACUGCAGCAGCAUUCAGUCCCACUCAUCGAUAAACUUAUCAUAUGUAGAAAAGUUUUACACUGAAUUAUUUGGACUUAAGCAGACUAACUCUUCUUUUGUUCCAUGUCUUCUGCAGAGACAGCUGCCAUAGCUUCAUACUCACCAAACAGACAUGAGCGAUGCAUCAAUCUUUACUCUUUCUCUUUGUAAAAAUUAGUUAAGUCGUUUAAAUCUGUGACUAAAAUGAUCUGGGGGAAUGGAUCUUUUCCUGUCACACCCACCAAAUGACUUUUUACUUGAAUUUUUUUGUGAAUAUGAGCCCAAACCUGACAACUUGUCUGUUGUCUUCAGACGUUUUUUUCUCUGACCAGCUCGACGCAGAGCUUUUGACAUGGUUCUCACUCAUCUGUGCUCCCUUUAUUUUUGCUACAGGAGUAAACACCUGAGGUCCAUGCUGACCGCAGGUUUAUUUUGACCUGCUGUCAAAUCUCUGCCCAGUUGUGCGAGACUCAUUUCUCAACACAUUUGCCCGAUGCAGUAUGAGAACUUUCUAUAUUUGCUACUGAAUCCAGUUUGAAACUCUGUCUAGGGUUAAACACCGCUGCUCUGUGCUCCUGUGUGUAACCAUGCCUUAGCAUUCCUGUGGUAUCUCUGUGUUCCUGAAAAGAAAAUCCGCCUCUGUACUGCAUUUUAGGCUUUUUUCUGAAUGUCUGUAAUCUGUAAAGGCUCCAUGCCUUCAAUGUUAAAGAUUUUAAAGCAAAGACACCUUUAUAACUGUGCUCUAAUCGCAAACCAUGCCUUGUAAAUUUUUAUAUUUGUAUGUAUGUAACUAUAUUGUACAUAAUUUUAUAUGAAGAAUACAAAUGAGCUGUAUAAUAAAUUGAAUAUUUCCAAAUAUUGCCUGCUAUCUCAUGUUC